AUGAGAUCAUUUCAAUCCCUCAUUUUCCUUCUUGCCAGCUUGAUCCUAGUUUUUAGCUCAAGAAGUGAAACUCAUCAAGGUGUCAAGCGCAGUACUGUACCUUUCGGCAACGUUGCAAAUACAUUGGGUCGGUUUCUCUCUACAGCAGCCAUCCACAACACCAAGCUCGUCACAAUUGGCCACGUAGAGUUGACGGUUCAAGGCAUCUUAGCGCUCAAUCUUCCAUCCAAAUCCGAUCACUUAUUAUUGCUCAUUGGUGGAAGUAAAAGUGGAUUUGGAGAUGGUAAAUUUGAUUUAAACAAACUGCUUCUGCUACGAAAGACGUCACAUCGAAAGCUACGACCGUUGCAGGAAAUGCGUCUUCCACUACCCCUCCAGCCUCAAGCUCCAAUGCCACAGCUCCUCCGACUAAUGUCACGGCUACUCCGGCCGCAACUGCAAAUGCCACCUCCAGCACAGCAGAUGCUAGUAGUAGUGCGGCAAAUGCCACUGCCUCCACCGACAGCAAAGCGCCUGACGCUGCAAAUGCCACCUCCAGCACAGGGGAUGCCAGUGCGGCAAAUGCCACUUCCUCCGCCGAUAGUAAAGCGCCCGACGCUGCGAAUGCCACCUCCAGCACAGGAGAUGCUAGUGCGGCAAAUGCGACUUCCUCCACCGAUAGUAAAGCGCCCGACGCUGCAAAUGCGACUUCCUCCACCGACAGCAAAGCGCCCGACGCUGCGAAUGCCACGUCCAGCACAGCAGAUGCCAGUGCGGCAAACGCCACUUCCUCCGCCGACAGUAAAGCGUCUGACGCUUCAAAUGCCACCACAGUAUCUUCGGGAGCUAGCAGCUGAAUGGAUCCACACUUGUAGCAGCCUAAUGAUCUAUUUCACAAGGCCGCCGCCUACACGAUGA
This is a messenger RNA of Melampsora larici-populina 98AG31, 897 nucleotides long. RefSeq lists its product as uncharacterized. Bases 1 to 897 code for a protein of 298 amino acids. Lineage: Eukaryota; Fungi; Basidiomycota; Pucciniomycetes; Pucciniales; Melampsoraceae. The transcript is spliced from 5 exons. The record is from RefSeq and is a predicted model, not a curated record.